UUCCCACUCCAGUAUUCUGGCCUGGAGAAUUCCAUGGACUGUAGAGUCCAUGGGGUCGCAAAGAGUUGGACACAACUGAGUGACUUUCACUUUCAGUGGAAUCAUCCCCUCCCCACUUGGCUGUUUGAAUCAGAGAUUAGGUAGAAGUGGGGAAGCCCUUGUACUGGAAGAUGAAGGAAUGGAAGUGUGAAUGCCAGCUCUGUUUGACUUUUGCUCUCUGGGCCUCACUUCUCUCAUCUGUAAAAUGGGAAAUACUACUACCUCCCUACCUCCCAAGGGAAAUAGAAAGUUCAAAAGUUGACAAGCAUCAAAGAAUUGUGUUCCACGUCAGCAUCCACACGACUUGGAAAGUGGGAAUAAAGACUACCAGGAGCUCUCCUUUCGAAGGAGGUCUUAUCUUUAGCAGGAGAUAAAUGGGGUUGGGAAGCCACUAUUAAUGCGUUGGGUGUCUGGAGACGCUUGAGCUGAAGCCCGAGGGGAAGUCGUUGUCCGCGGUGCUGAAGCGCGUGAAAGGCGGAAGUGCCGCACUGCUAUUCAGGUUUCCAGUGUUCCUUGUGCAGGCGGGAUUCCUUGGAUCGAACCUGGGGGUGUUCUUCGAUUUCAGUCAUCCAAGCCUAUCAGGCUGACAGGGAGGAGGGGGCGCUAAAAUCAUACCUCAAGGUAUUCUGGGUUGCCCCAGCCGCUUUCCUUACCCCACCCCAGGCUCAAAACAAAUCUGAGAGAGACUUGAGGAGAAACCAGUCUGAGCCCCGCCCUGCAUUCAGCCCCUCCAGUCUUCCCAGCCCGUCAGGGCCGUUUGGCAGUGCGACGAGGUGAGAAAAGGCAGUAAUCAGCAGUCGUUCUGUCCAAGCUGGAAUCAAGGAAAGAACUGAAGAAGGUGGGAGAGUUGGGACCUGGCUGGCCAAGGCCUGAACUCAGUCCCAUUCUGAGAUCUUCAGAGUCGCUUCUGUCUGGCCAUAAAUAUUGUUCCGAGAUUGGGGCGCCCCCGUGUGGUCUUAGUGAAACCAUGCUUGCAGAGCUGAUUCCAGGUGGGGAUGUGGCCAGAUUAGGUUCCACGAAGUUCAGAGGUGACUCUCACCUCCUAAAUGUAGGAUUUUCAGCCAAAAAAUAUGGAAUCCCAGUCGGAGGAAUGGGAUCCCCGUAAGCUCUGUUAGAUGGUGUUAGUGGGCCCUGGAAGGGUUUACUUUGGUUAUAACCACAUAGGGGUGAGUCUAGGAAAGGGGUCAGGGCCAGGACUUCGGGUAGGGGCUUUUCCUCGAUGCAUUUGGCUGACAAUCAGCAUAUGAUGGGAGAGUGUGAACCCGCUGAACCAGGACAUAGCGACACAGAACAGUUCUAUGCCAGACAUUCAGAGCCAGAAGCCAGAGAUAGUAGGGGCACGUCCCUGCCAUCCCUCUGCCAUCCCAAUACACUGGGCAUUUCCUCCUCUUCCCUCCUACUCCCGCACCCAUUGGUCCAGGAAGUAUGGAAGUGUGGGGAGUUGCCAUGACAACUAAGUCCUCUAACCCUUCCCCUUCUCUGUCAAAAGUGGGAAGAGGAGGCGGCGACGCGGCAAUAAAAGGUAAUGUUUUCGCUCUCCGGAUCCUUUUUCAAAAAUCAUGGGUGCUCCCUUCCCCACGGGAAAUGCAGAAAAUGUUCCCAGAGAAGGCUCUGAGGGAGAGUGCGUGCUGCCCCUUUCCCGCCCCUCCCCAGUGUGAGAACUUUGGGGGCAGGUGCUUCAGACGAUGGGGGCCAGGGUGAGUUCCCCUCUUAUGACCUGGAGAGGACAGGAAGCGGAACACGACUCUACUGCCUGAGACUCCAGUCCUUGUGGGUUCGGCCCUCCCGCACCGCCCACACGGAGCCCACUCCUUGGGGGCGGAGAUCAGAACGCCCCGAGCCUUGGGGGCGGAGCUUGGCCACUGUGCUCUCGGCAGGACCAUGAACAGAUGCCCCCGCAGGUGCCGGAGCCCGUUGGGGCAGGCAGCGCGAUCCCUCUACCAGCUGGUGACUGGGUCACUGUCGCCAGACAGCGUGGAGGAUGAGUUUGAAUUGUCCACCGUGUGUCACCGGCCCGAGGGUCUGGAGCAGCUGCAGGAGCAAACCAAAUUCACGCGCAAGGAGCUGCAGGUCCUGUACCGGGGUUUCAAAAACGAAUGUCCCAGUGGAAUUGUCAAUGAGGAAAACUUCAAGCAGAUUUACUCUCAGUUCUUUCCUCAAGGAGACUCGAGCACAUACGCCACUUUUCUCUUCAAUGCCUUUGACACCAACCAUGAUGGCUCAGUCAGUUUUGAGGACUUUGUGGCUGGUUUGUCGGUGAUUCUUCGGGGAACCACAGAUGAUAGGCUGAACUGGGCCUUCAACCUAUAUGACCUCAACAAGGAUGGCUGUAUUACCAAGGAGGAAAUGCUUGAUAUCAUGAAGUCCAUCUAUGACAUGAUGGGCAAGUACACGUAUCCUGCACUCCGGGAGGAGGCCCCAAGGGAGCACGUGGAGAGCUUUUUCCAGAAGAUGGACAGGAACAAGGAUGGCGUGGUGACUAUUGAGGAAUUCAUUGAGUCUUGUCAAAAGGACGAGAACAUCAUGAGGUCCAUGCAACUCUUUGACAAUGUCAUCUAGCUCCCCAGGAGAGGGGGUCAGUUGCCCUGGGGGGACCAUGCUCUAGCCCUAGUCCAGGUGGACCUCACCCUUCUCUUCCCAGGUCUGUCCUCAUCCUAGCUCUACCCUGGGGGCUAUAGGAAUCCAAGAGCCUGGGGAUUUGGUGGUCCAUACAGCUGGAGCUGAGGAGGGUAGGGAGUGGGCAUAGUGUAUCUGUGGGGGUGUUCUCGACUCCCAACAGCUCCCCCUUCCUGCCUGAAACUCAGUGCCGAGGUUGCCCUGUUAUGGGAAUUGAGUGGUCCUUCCCCUCCCACCCCCCAACUGAGAAACCACAACACUAGGCAAAAUUUCUCCUGCUAUGGUGCUUCCUCCAUCCCUGAUCUCAUAAACAUUUCCCCUAAGAUUCCCUUAUAAAAAGGCUCUUCUGUCCUUGCCACUGACUGGCCUUUCAGGCCAGGGCCUUUAACAGUGCUGUAGGAGGGGGUCAAGAAUGUGGAGGGAGUAACCUUGGGCCCAAGCCAGUGGGUAGGCCCUAGGAGGCAAUUGCGGUAGAGAGCAGAAAGGCCUGGGGCUUGUCAGUGACAGCAUACCAGGCUGUAGCUUUGAGCUCUACAGGUCUGCCACCCCAAGCCAUCAGAAUAUGUGUUUCCAGGCUCCUCAGAAAACCUUGGAAAUAUCCCCAGAAAAUUUCCAUAUACUCCUCAGUAUCCCAGGAGAACUUGGGAUCUGGGUUUUGGCAGAUCCCUGGAAUUUCUUCCUCUCCUUCCUUCCUGUUUGGGUAGUGGUGGUGGCAGCAGGGGGAAGAUGGGUGGGAGCUGCUUGACUGAUACCUGCCAAAGUUUCAGCCUACCUUCUCUGAUGACUACAACUUAAGUUUUCAUUUGCCAUUUCCUCUAGACCUGGAGGCAUGGAGUAAGUCAGGGACCACCCUGUGGAUGCCUUAGGAGAAAAAGGAAGGAGGCAGACAUAGCAUUUGAACCCAGUGUGGGGCAUUUUUGAGAAUUUUUGAUAUACCCAGGCUCUAUUCCUGCCUCCCCACAUAGCCUCCUCAUAGCCUACUCAGAGUUUCCUCUUGCUCUAGUCAAUCUACCCAGAGAUGCCCCUGAGCACACCUUGAUGGCAGGGACCAUAGGAUCCAGGUCCCACCUCACUGUCAGCAGCCCUGACACACUGCUACCCUUUACUAUAUCUGCUUGUCCCAUUUAGCUCACUUUCCCAGUCAGCUGUGAAUUGAGGCGGAGGGCCCCCAUGGAGCCCCCUUUCCCAUAAGAACACUGUUGACUACUUUGCAUUUUUGGUUCCUCUGUAAUUUUUGUAAAAUAAGAAAUCACCAGAUCCAAUAAAACACAAUGGCUAUGCACA
Bubalus bubalis (water buffalo) is the source of this 3939-nucleotide messenger RNA. RefSeq names its product potassium voltage-gated channel interacting protein 2 (gene KCNIP2). Gene Ontology annotation, biological process: regulation of potassium ion transmembrane transport. The record is from RefSeq and is a predicted model, not a curated record. Gene Ontology annotation, molecular function: calcium ion binding; potassium channel regulator activity. The coding region runs from base 1921 to 2598 and encodes 225 amino acids. NCBI's taxonomy places the organism in Eukaryota, Metazoa, Chordata, Mammalia, Artiodactyla, Bovidae. Gene Ontology annotation, cellular component: voltage-gated potassium channel complex. The transcript is spliced from 8 exons.